AUGGCUUCUUCCGAGCUGUCUGCGGAUGCCAUCGAAAGCUUUAUAUCCUUCACAAAUGCCACGCGGGAACAGGCGAUAGCUUUCCUUGAGGCAAACAACCAUGAUUCCAAUAGAGCUAUCAAUGCCUACUUUGAAAACCCUGGCAGCGUGCAAGCUGAGGUAUGGCCUAUGCCACCUUCUAGUCAGCAGGAGCGAUAUGGAUACCAGAAUCAAAAUGUACCUUCCUUUAGAAUUGACGCCGAUCCUGUGCACCCUGUCGGAUACAGAUCAGCUCCUUCACGUCCCCCGUCGAGAAUAGGUUCUCACGACCAUAUAGAAGAUGCUAAGGUGGGCCAGCCGAUCCGGGGCUCCACGAAUAGGCUUGAUGAUGUAGGAGAACCAGGUCCAACUGUGCGUAUGUCUCUUGCGGAACAGGAGGAGCAUGAGUUGCAGCGGGCAGUAGCAUUGUCAUUGAACGCGGAACUUGCUGGUAAUGGCGAUAUUUCUAUCGACGAAGGCGGCCAGGAAACUGGUGUAGUUCAACUCCACACGAAUCACACUAGCUUUGGGCCUGCCACCAAGAGCCAUUAUGAGGAAACGGCCUGGGCAUUAACGUUGCUGGAUACUACUGCUCGCGACGUGUGCAUCCACCCAGACCCGGAGGAGCGAAAGAGGGCAAUCAAUGAGCCUGCUUUUCUUCGCCCUUCAGCCGAUAUGGAAUACCUCGCUGGCUUCGUAACUAUUCUCCAUGCAAUCCCACUGGCGAGAGAAGCUUUAUUACUUAGGGAUAAAGUCAUCCGAGACUAUGGCAAUGACCCGCAGUGGUGGAAUGGACAGCCUAUUAACCUCCCAGCCUCAGUAACCCUAGCUGAUGACGGGUACAUGGAUGAAGAUGAACCUAAUGUUCUUCUACUUGAAACACAGAGGCUUAUGGCAUUUCUGGAUUCAACUCAUCGUGCAUUUGGAAGCGCUGAUAUCCUAGCCAACCUUGACUAUUCUCGAAGUGACAACUCCGAUGAUUACAGUAUUGGCCAAUUUUUGGAAUCAUGGCAAAUAUCUGCCGUAACAGCAACCCCAGAUAACCAGCUGGCUACUAUAUUCUCAUCCAUGGCUUCGAAGAGGCCAUUUUCUAUCAACGACGAACCGAUUGAUAGGGAAUUCCUCACAUUGACGCUUUCCGUUUAUCCGGAGUAUGCAGAAACGUUAUACGAUGUCAUGGACACGUCGAUGUGGAAUGAUUCAAUGGAAUCAGAGCUUGAUGAUAUAUGGAUUGACCGUAUUGGGGAAGUGUUCUCUCUACGGUUGGAUGCUGCGGGAGAUCAGAAAUCCGUUAACGUGAAAAUCCCUGCGGUGUGGUAUCCCGACCGGUAUAUGGAGGCGUGUAGGGAUAUCUCUCGUGAUAUUCGAAAAAAGAGAAUCGAGGCCUAUAUAGAGAUUGAAAGACUGCAUGAUUUAAUGCAGCGCUUCUCAACUUUGAGAAUUGGCGACUACACCUCCCACAUCAAGAAUAGCUUUAAUUUAGCUGUCAAUGCGUUGCAGGUGGCUUCGCGGAAUAACCUGGCCAAUGGGUCUCACGAAGACGCAGAUACACCAGAUCAAACUAUCGUAUCGCAUGAGGCUGCCAUGGAUCUCGCGAAUGAGUUGAGGGGCCUCACAGAGAAAAUCGACGAGAAGCUACAAUGCCUCGAGGAGAGAAAAUAUGAGGCGUUAGCUGCAUUAAGACGGUAUUCAAAGGAGCUUACGACUCCGUCUGACGAUCCUACGAAACCACCACAUAACAAAUACACGUUGCGAGGCGUGUGCACGCUUCCACAUGUCACAUAUGUACUGAGGCGGUGCAAAAAGCUCGUCGACGACACAGAUGAGUCCACCUCCACAAACCCAACCCCUGAUGCAUGGCAGUGGUGGCGGAUCAGCUUUUCCGUCGAUGACGCCAAAGCUCGACAUGCAGAAGCGACUCAGACACCCAUAAGGCCGAGAGUUCCCCUACCAACCAAUGCUGAUGUGGCUGGUUAUACCGUGCGACCUGUCCGGGAAAUAGAGGUUCUACGCGCUGCGAAGGAUGAAUCCCGUUCUGUGAUUCUUGUAUAUGCAAAUGAAAAUGCGGUGAAUUUUAAGGAGAGGCCCCUUCCACCGGAACUACAGGCAUUUGUGGAUGCGGACAACAAAGCCUUCGGAACUGAGUUAGAAGAAGUUGCCCGGAGAGUAGAGCGAGGGGAUGAAACUGUGGGAGUUAAACAAGGCAACUGUAAAACACAAGGGUCAUACGAUGAGCGCGAUCCUACCAGGGCGCUUUCCAACUCCGCGGCACCACUCACAACGAACGUGUUCGACUAUGAAGUAUCUUCGUUUUCGGAUACACCACCGAGUGAGGAGGAAAGGGGACCGGAGAUGCAGGAGCGGGUUGGUGGUAGUGGCAGUGGACGUGGCAUAUUGGGCGUUGACAGUGAUAGGAAUAGCUGGGUAAAUUUUUCCAUGCCACCGUCUGAGCCUAUGGACGGAAUUCAGAAGGAGGAAACGGCCGCAGACACAAUUGAACUGCUGGAAUCACGAUUACGCAGGAUCGAGUACCUGCUGACGGGCGAGGCGAGCUGGACGGGCCAGCGGCCGCAGAUACCAACUUUAUCCGGUGCUGGCGAGAAACCAGCGACGACACGGCUGGCAGAGUUGGAGUAUGAAUUGAAUGGGUUGGCGAGAACAGUGCCAGCUGUGAGGGACGUUUUAGCGCUUUACUCCCGCUUUCCAGACCUUUUCCAAUCCAUCCCGGACACCACCUCGACCUCGACCUCGACCUCCGCCAACCCCCAAUCCAUCCCAACAACCCUCCCCCUCCCCGCCCUAACCUCCAUAAUCCUCUCCUACGCCUCCGCCUUCCCCGAAACUGCCUCCCGCCUAACCUCUCUCAAAGACCUCCCUAUUCCACCCGCCGCCCUGUCCGCAUCCCUGAUAGAGCUACAACCGCGCCUGGACCGGCUAGCAGCCGUGCAGGAGCAGCAAGCGGCUGAGAUUGCAGAGCUGCGGGCGCGCAGUGCGUUGUUGGCGAAGCGGUGGGUGGAGGUUGGGGUUGUGGGGGGAAGUGAGGUUUGGGGGGAGUGGGAGGGGAGAGUGGAGAGGGUUGAAAAAGCGGUUAGGAGGUUGGAGGUUGAGGCGGAGAGGGGGAUUUAA
Paracoccidioides brasiliensis Pb18 is the source of this 3144-nucleotide messenger RNA. RefSeq lists its product as uncharacterized. The coding region runs from base 1 to 3144 and encodes 1047 amino acids. The record is from RefSeq and is a predicted model, not a curated record. Gene Ontology annotation, molecular function: protein binding. The transcript is spliced from 10 exons. Gene Ontology annotation, cellular component: nucleus; cytosol. Gene Ontology annotation, biological process: protein deubiquitination.